Molecule: messenger RNA, 1578 nt
Organism: Peronospora matthiolae
Lineage: Eukaryota; Oomycota; Peronosporomycetes; Peronosporales; Peronosporaceae
Source: the annotation of a GenBank genome assembly
AUGACCGAGCGCGUGCCCUUCUUGGCAUUCGCCCCACAGUCCAGAGGCGCCACUGGCGUGCGCGAGUACUUGCAAGAGCACCGUCAACAGGCUCGUGGCGACUUACUGGAGCUCAGCGAGUCUGUUCUCCUACUGGACGAACGGGUCGAGUCGAUAAUGGGCAAAUACCGUCACAACAUCGAUCAAGUGGAAGCUCUCGAUGUGGGUAUUCGGAUGGAGCUCUUGCCACUGCGAGCUCAGCGUGACAUCUGGAGCUCAUUGGCCAGUGGAGCGGCUCCUGAUAAGGCCGAUGCCGAGGUUUUAGCACGGGCGUUUCUUCGAGUUGCUGCACGGUCUCGUCGUGUGGAAAACGACGCAUUUUGUGUGUCUCUAGCCAGGACUGUGCUGAGUCAAGCAUCAGGGGAAGAGCAGAGCGAGGGCUCGCAGGGAAGCACGAUGAUGGCAGACGCUGCCUUUCGACGACGAAUGCAACGCUUCAUGCUGAGCCAAGUGCAAUUUCCGGUGCCUCAUAGUGGAACUGGUUGUGCUGGGGACGUGUUGCUUGAAGAGAACUCGUUUGAUCGUGUUGGUGCGAUACAGACGCGUCUUGAGCUGAACAAGCGUCACUUAGCUGCGGUUCCUGAUACACUCAGGCCAAACAAGACUACGCCGAGCACACGGGAUAGUACAACACCACUUUUCUCUGAGCCGGAAGAACGACCCAUGCUAUUGAAAGAGGUGGAAAACCGUGCAUCAGGUCUAUCCAAGCAGCUUGCUCAACUCGCGCGCUCCAAUGCUGCGGCGGAUACUGAUGAUAUUGCUACGCGCACGUUCGACAUGCUUGCAGAAGUCGUCAACGACGUCCAUACUACAUAUGCAGCCAAUGAGCAGAGUUUCCAGCACCUUUGUGGGAUUUUGCGGAUGCAUUCCACCAGCGACGACGCGCUUGCUUGUGUCAUCAGUGCUCUGGUCGCCUCCAACUGGAGCUCACGAUACGCGGCAAUUUUUUUGAAAACCAGUGUCCUGCCAAGAAUUCGAGCCGCUGAAACCGUGAUACCGCGUACGCUGCUGCAAGCAACACUCCUCUUUGGCUCGGCUUACGCUGAUGCGCUGGUUGAUUCACUGCUGCUUCCGCUUUUGGUUGGUGGCGAGCAUUCGACCGUUGGCCCAGCACAAGCCGAAGCAAUAACCCGGAUCCUGUGCAACCCUGAUACAGCGCUAACUGACCAACUAGAUGAGUUUAUUCAGAAAAGCCUAGCAGGAGUGACUGCCAACGAUGAAACCAGCUCAGGCACACAUCUGCUUGCCAACGAGUCAGCUCUGCUGGUGUUCCAGAACAUUCUCAACGCCAAGCCGAUUUUGUCAUCGUUGACGGUUGAUAGAUUUGUCGGAGCGUGCGAGGCCGUUCUUGAGCAACCAGAAGCUGAGCGAUUACGUGGCUCUCUCAAAUUCACCACCGUCGUCUUCACGCUGAUUACGAAGUACCCACAGCAAUGCGCUUGUCAUGUGGAAGCUCUCGAAGCGAUAGUUGCUCAGCUGACAUCCAUAAUGGCGAAGGCAACAAUGCGGUCGCUGGAGAAACUCAAGAAGAACAAGUGA